AUGAAUGUGAAGAUUAUUUCUUGGAAUGUUAGAGGGUUGAAUGAGCAGGAUAAAAGGCUUCGGGUCAGAAAUUUGAUUAGGAGUUGGAGGCCAGAUAUUGUAUGUCUUCAAGAAACUAAAAUGGAAUUGAUAACCAAAGUUGUGAUUCGAAGUCUGUGGGGUGGCCAACAUGUUGAUUGGUCAUAUUUAGGUUCUUGUGGAGCUUUUGGAGGGGUGUUACUAAUGUGGGACACACGGGUUGUGGACAAAGUGGAGGAAGCAGUGGGACGUUUUUCAGUUUCUUGUAAGUUUAAAAGUGUGGUAGAUCAGUUUGUAUGGGCAUUUACUGGAGUUUAUGGUCCUAAUCUAGCGGGUGACAGAAGGUUUUUAUGGGAGGAAUUAUCUGGGUUGAGCAGUUGGUGGAAUGUGCCAUGGUGUGUGGGAGGUGAUUUUAAUGUGGUAAGAUUCCCUUCCGAACGUGCUGGUGCUACUGCGUUUACUGCUGCUAUGCCUGAGUUUUCUGAGUUUAUUUCAGAGCAAGGUCUGAUUGAUAUCCCGUUGGAAGGGGGAACUUUUACUUGGUCUAAUUCUCGUGAAGUUGCAUCGAAGGCUAGGCUGGACAGAUUCUUAUUCUCUCCAGAUUGGGAGGAUAAGUUCCCUACUGUUUGCCAGUGA
Molecule: messenger RNA, 654 nt
Organism: Quercus lobata
Lineage: Eukaryota; Viridiplantae; Streptophyta; Magnoliopsida; Fagales; Fagaceae
Exons: 1
Coding region: 1-654 (217 amino acids)
Biological process (GO): base-excision repair
Cellular component (GO): nucleus
Molecular function (GO): double-stranded DNA 3'-5' DNA exonuclease activity; endonuclease activity; DNA binding
Source: RefSeq, a predicted model, not a curated record